CUGCUUGUCGGCCGGCGGGGUGAGGGCGCGGCGCGCGGGCCGGCGGCAUGGCCGUGUCUUGGAGGAGCUGGCUGGCCAACGAAGGGGUUAAACACCUCUGCUUGCUUAUCUGGCUCUCCCUGAAUGUCCUGCUUUUCUGGAAAACCUUUCUGCUGUAUAACCAAGGGCCAGAGUAUCACUACCUCCACCAGAUGCUGGGGCUAGGAUUGUGUCUAAGCAGAGCCUCUGCAUCUGUUCUUAACCUCAACUGCAGCCUUAUCCUCUUACCCAUGUGCCGCACGCUCCUGGCUUAUCUUCGAGGAUCGCAGAAGGUUCCAAGCCGGAGAACCAGAAGAUUGUUGGAUAAAAGCAGAACAUUCCACAUAACCUGUGGUGUGACUAUCUGUAUUUUCUCAGGUGUGCACGUGGCCGCCCACCUGGUUAAUGCCCUCAACUUCUCAGUGAACUACCGUGAGGAUUUUGUCGAACUGAAUGCAGCAAGAUACCGAGAGGAGGAUCCUAGAAAACUGCUCUUCACAACUGUUCCUGGCCUGACAGGAGUCUGCAUGGUACUGGUGCUGUUCUUGAUGAUUACAGCUUCAACAUAUGCGAUACGAGUUUCUAACUAUGACAUCUUCUGGUAUACUCAUAAUCUCUUCUUUGUCUUCUACAUGUUGCUGAUGUUACAUGUAUCAGGAGGGCUGCUGAAGUAUCAGACUAAUUUAGAUAGCCACCCUCCUGGCUGCAUGAAUCUUAAUGGAACCCACUACCAGAAUACUCAUUUACCAGGGCAUUUCUCAGAACAUUUUCAUGAAUCUUCUCCUGGAGGAUUUUCAAAGCCUGAUGAACUUACCCAGGACACGUUUGUGAAGAUUUGUAUGGAAGAGCCCAGGUUCCAAGCUAAUUUUCCACAGACCUGGCUUUGGAUUUCUGGACCUUUGUGCCUAUAUUGUGCUGAAAGGCUUUACAGGUGUAUCCGGAGCAAUAAGCCAGUCACCAUCAUCUCAGUCACAAGUCAUCCAUCAGAUGUCAUGGAAAUCCGAAUGGUCAAAGAAAAUUUUAAAGCAAGACCUGGCCAGUACAUUAUUCUACAUUGUCCCAGUGUGUCUGCAUUAGAAAACCAUCCAUUUACUCUCACAAUGUGUCCUACUGAAACCAAAGCAACAUUUGGUGUUCAUCUUAAGAUAGUAGGAGACUGGACAGAACGAUUUCGAGACUUACUACUUCCACCAUCUAGUCAAGACUCCGAGAUUCUGCCCUUCAUUCAAUCUAGAAAUUAUCCCAAGCUAUAUAUUGAUGGUCCCUUUGGAAGUCCAUUUGAAGAGGCACUGAACUACGAGGUUAGCCUCUGCGUGGCUGGAGGCAUUGGAGUCACUCCGUUUGCAUCACUCCUCAACACUCUGCUGGAUGACUGGAAACCAUACAAGCUUAGAAGAUUGUAUUUUAUUUGGGUAUGCAGAGAUAUCCAGUCCUUCCGCUGGUUUGCAGACUUACUCUGUGUGUUGUAUAACAAGUUUUGGCAAGAGAACAGACCUGAUUAUGUCAACAUUCAGCUGUACCUCAGUCAGACAGAUGGGAUACAGAAGAUAAUUGGAGAAAAAUAUCAAGCACUGAAUUCAAGACUUUUUAUUGGACGUCCUCGGUGGAAACUUCUGUUUGAUGAAAUAGCAAAAUGUAACAGAGGGAAAACAGUUGGUGUUUUUUGCUGUGGACCCAAUUCGAUUUCUAAGACUCUUCAUAAGCUGAGUAAUCAAAACAAUUCCUAUGGGACAAGAUUUGAGUACAAUAAAGAAUCUUUCAGUUGAAAAACCUCUGAGAUGAACAAGGACUCUAAAGAAGGAAUGAGUGCAAUUUCUAAGGCUUUGAAAUGCAGCUGAAUCAAACAGCUGUGUCAUGACAAACAGUAGCAAGGUUUUCUUAUUUAUGAUUAUUUAAAAUGGAAAUGGGGAGAGAAUGUGGCAGGAUGACAGGUCACAUUACAUGUUUAAUCUGGAAACCAAAGAGGCCCUGAAGGAUAUCUGAUGUGAUUAUUCACUUUUCACUGCUCAGAUUAAAAGAAAACUAUUAGGUGCACACUGUUGAUUCUUAUGGCAGAUUCAAGAACUCCCUAGUGGCGAGUUGCACUUGCUCAUGUGAGGCUGGUAGCCUUGGUUCUCUUUUAAAUUGUUUUUGGUUGAACAAAUGCGAGAUUGAACAAAAUUUAAAAAGCUUUGAAACUCAGAUUACAUUUUCUACAUGAGUAUAAACAGAGAAGCAUUGAUUUAGAAAAGCUCCAGGCCAAUAUAUUAGGUGUCUGAAAAUACAGCACAGGAUUCCGAGUUGAUACGGGUACUUGGUGUUGCUUGCUCACUACUGAUGCUAAUACCUCUACUUGAUAUCUGUAGGCUUUAUGCUCAAUGAACCUUUUGCAGAUGCUGAUAUAAUAUCUAUUGAUUUUUUAAAAUAUUUUUCUUUCAUCUUUGUUCCUUUGUCUAGGGAAAUCUGCCCUCCCUUGUCAUGUGUUAGACACGAUGAUUUAAUCACUCUUUUCCAUUCCCAAUGUAUUUAAUCUAUCACUAUUGCAUUUUAAUGAGGAAAUGUCAUUAAUGUAAAUUAUAAAGGGACAUACAGACUGAUAACUUUUUUUCCUUUUUCAGCAUUUUGACCUCCAUUAUUAUUUCCUUUUUUCCCAGUGUAGUUUAUCUUUAGGUUUUAGUCUCUUAGUCUGCAUCUUGAAGACCAAAGGGUAUUGUGUCUGCCAAUGGUCACUGAAAUAUAAAUUCUUUCUCUUUUUCACACAUUGGUUUAUGAUGAAGACAAAGUGUGGUCACUUCCUGGAAUAGGAAACCUGUAUUUUACUCUUUAUACAAGAGGAAAUACUUAAUCAGUUAUGGAAAUUUAAGUUCUGAGUCAAGAAUAUUAGUGUUGCACUAUCUGGCAUUCUGGGUCUUGAUAAAGAAUUACUGAGUUUAAAGUCCCUGUAGGGACUGUGCUGUGUGAUCCUAUCAGGUUAUGCUCCCUGCCCAUUAUAUUCUCAGCUCAGAAAAUAUAUUUCACUACCUUAAGAAUUAAGGCAUUUUUACAAUUUAGUGGUUUUCUUUUGUAGAAUUGCUGUCAAAUAUAGCACAUUGCUGAAAUCAGCAACAUAGCUUGUCUUGCCUUUGUUAAAAUUUUGCAUGAUAUAACAUAACAUGAUAGAUUCUACUGUCAUCUUUUUGCUCUGACUCACCAAUAGCAAUCAAGCAUGCUAAACCAUCUAGCAUUAAAUGCCCAUAAACAUAUUACAGCUAUUUCUUCCUCUCCUUGGAACUCUUUUUGUUCUCUCUGGAAGGAAAGUGAGUCAGAAAAAGAUAUGGGAAAUGUGCAAUGUUCCUGCAGAUUUAGCUCUGAAGGCAUAUUUAAUAACCAGUACAUCUUGGCAACUUUCUAAAAUAAAAAUAAUUUUCAUAAAAACACAUAACAGGAGAAAACUGGUAAAAAGAAAUGAGUUAGAACAGGCUUGUAUGCAAUAUUCUUUACUAAUUGUAAUUUAUUUAUGUGAUUAUGUUAAUAAAUCUCAUCUCAGUAAAACUGGCGGAAGAAGAAGAAUGAUCUUUCCAAAUAGGUCAGCUAUACUAGAUGAAACUCUUUGCCUAUUUUAUUUAAAUUCCAGUGGAUGUUCAAACACUGAGUGUUAGACAUAGGUAAUUUUUGCUUCUGUAAGUAGGAAAGAAACUAGGACUUCAUCCUGUGUGUAUGAGAGCUUUGUUUUGUUUAGAGGAAUUCUUUCUCUGGGGCUAAUUCUUGUCAGACUGAUCUUUAAAAAGUAAUUUUAAUGGCAAUAAAUGUUAAAAUUGAAAUGGUAUCCUUGAAAUCUCUGUAAGCUGACUUUAGGUUUGCAAAAGAUAAAGCAGGCAGAGUUUAUUCACAAGACGGCACAAAGUUGAGUGUGCAGCAGCGUAAACUUAGGCAUUUGGGUUCUGGGGCGUUAAUGUCCCUGGCAAAUGGUGUGACUACGGAAAAUUGCUCUUCACUCUGGGAUGAAGAUUUCUCAUUUGUAUCAGAUCUGUAGUUAUUAGUCUUUUUAGCAAUGUAUAUUUUUGAGAACUUGAUUAAAAUGAAUAUUAUGACACACCUACAAAACAUUACAUUUAAUUUUGGUGGGCCCACAAUCUGCGAAAGCAACAGCUCCUUUUUGAGAAACUCUGAACAAAAUAAGGGCUUCCCGGGGAGUUCAGUGGGUUAAGAAUCCGCCUGCAAUGCGGGGAACACAGGAGACACAGAAGACACGGCUUUGAUCCCCGGGUCAGAAGAUCCCCUGGAGGAGAUCAUGGCAACCCAAUCCAGUAUUCUCAGCUGGCGAAUGCCAUGAAAGAGGAGCCUGGCGGGCUACAGUCCCCAGGGUAGCAGAAAGUCGGACAUGACUGAGCUACUGAGCACACAUGCACAAACAGAAGAAUCAUCUUUACAGUUUUUUUUUUUAACCUAUACCUUUCAGUUCUCUGAUUUUUUUUUUGGAAGAAACUAUCAGUUUUUUUACAGGGUUGUUCUAAGAAAUGAACUAUGUAGACAAAGGGAAGGAAAUUCUCUCUAUAUGCCCCCAGACCAUGAAUCCAAUAGAAUUUUCCACUCAAUUUUUAAUCUUUUUUGGAUUUCCUGUUUUGUGUAAGGGAAUGAUGUGAUUUUUAUGUAUCAAUUAUUUUAUAAUACUAAACUCAGAUUCAUACAUACAUACACACACAGACCCCACUCACAUACAUUUAGAGCUUGCUGUUUUUGUCUUGGGGUGUUUUUUCAUUUUUGUCUUUAUUGUUUGUUGUUUUUUUAAAUUCAAGUUAAAGUUUAGAUGAUUGAUAGUUUUUUGUUUUUCUUUUUUUUAAAUUACUGACUUUAAACACCACUCGGGCAUUGUGAUAGUAUAAACAUUUAAAACAAACAAAUAAAGCAAUGUAAACAAAGCAUAGGCUGAAUUGAUUUAAUCAAUGGAUCCAUGUUACUCAUAACCCCCCAAAUCAGAGUUUGUUUGAAGUGUUAAUAGUAGGUACUGGAUUUAAAUUAUAAGUCAUCAUUAAAGAGGCUUGCUGGAAGCAAAUGGGCCAGGAUUGUCAUCAAUAGAUCAAGUUGGUGAUAAAGAAUAUUUAUUAUAUUAAGAAGAAAAAAUUUUAAGUAAAAAAAUAUUUUUCUUUAAGGAUGGUAAACUCAGUGGAACAGUGAUUUUUCUAAACACCCCAUGAGACACAUUUUAAAGUGCUGCCCUGAUAAGCAGAUUCCUUUUCUUGUGUUAUCCAGGAUACUGUAAUAUAUUAUAGAAACAUAAAGUGAUGAGAUGGUUGGAUGGCAUCACUGACUCAAUGGACAUGAGUUUGAGCAAACUCUGGGAGAGAGUGACAGGGAAGCCUGGCAUGCUGCAGUUCAUGGGGUCACAGAAAGUCAGACACGACUGAGCAACUGAACAACAAAGUGCUGAAGCUGGAACUACUCUGAUUGUGCAGUUGAAGAAUCUGAGGUCCAAAGGGAGAUGAAAACUUGCUUCAAGUCAUCCACUGAAUUUGUCACAGACUAGACUUUAAGUAAUCUCUGCUACUGAAAGGGGCUUCCCCCCUCCCUGUGACAUAUACAUUUAAUAAGUCACAUCUGUUGGCUUGAACCUCCCCAUAAACUCUAUUUAGUGUUAGGUGGAAAAUAAUGUAUGAGUGUUAAUUCCACAUUCAGAUACAGAAAAUCAGUCUUUUCCCCAUGUCUCUUCUAAUUUCUUACUUAGUCUUAUAUGUUUUGCUGAUUAGAGCCUAUUUCCAGAUAGCAGUUUUAAAAUAUGUCAGUUGUAGUAAAGGAGUUUGUAGGAGUUUGUAAUGGAGAAAUACAAGUAGUAUAGUUUCUAGGAAAUGCUAAUAUUGUAAUUUUAAAUUUAAAGUCAUAGACCAAAGUCUUAACUUCAGCAGCUUUCUAACCACCCAGGGAAAUGUUGAUAUUAAAACAAAUGACUUUGGUUCUCUAUUCACAUGACCAUAACACACUUCUUGUUCAGGAGAAGAGAGUCAGCUUUUUGUAAACUCCUGAGACAGGAAAUAAAUGAAAUCAAGCAUAAUGAGAUGGACAUUUAGUUCUACUACCACAGAACAAUGAGAACUCUUUUUCCUUCUGUCUAAAUCUCCCCUCCAUUACCCCCAACUUCUUUAUUUCAUUCUGUAGUAUUCUCAAAGGACAGAGUUGCAAAAGCUAGGUAGAUGAGGUUUUCCAAAGAAAAAAAGCAGAUUUCCAAUACUUAGCAAAGAGAUGUCCAAUAAGGGAAAAGAGAAAAAAGGUCAUGUGAAUCAUUUAAAAUUAGCAGAGUUAAGCAGCAUUGUUUUAGAACAGACACCAGUAAUGUUUCUGAAGCUAAUACACAGAAUUUUUAUUUUCUACUAUACAAAAGUUUGAUGUUCUUGUUUAUAGAAUCUAAAAAUAGAUUUUUAUUGUAUUUUACACUGGUGCAGAAUCCCCAGUAGUCUUAAUACUGCAAUUUAAGAAUUGGUAAGUGCAGGAAAUGCCUCACAGGAGCAAAACUGGAAGGGAGGAAAAAGGGAAUCAAAGAAAGAAAAACUGUUUAACAGAUCAGGACAUGUUAAUGCUUUAUUUUCAUAGCAUAGAUGCUCAGAUGUGUGGCGAAACUAGCUAUUACUCUUUUGGAAAAAUGUAAAGAAUGUUGUGUUUGGUUCAUCUUUAAGAAUCCUCUCAUUUUCAUUGUUACUUGAAUUUUUGUAGAAGCUUUACUUUUGAUCAGAAUUCUGUUUGGCUUCUAUAAGAAUUAGAGCUUUGAUGAGCUGCCAGUUGACCUGGAGACAACCCCGAUAUUUCGAUGAGGACCAGCGCCACAUAAAUGCUUUAGUAUAUGUGGCAAUAAAGGGAGGCUGCCACGCACUGCUUCAGCUGCCCAUGCUGUGCAUUGACAUUCUGUCACUGCAAGGUCAUAUUUCUCAGCGCGUAUCCUUCUACCCAGAGAGUGAAAUCUUCCUAAAAAGGCAGAUGCUGAGAAAGACAUUCUGCUGUGUCAACAGUGUAUCUGUUCACCUAUAUCACACAUUCAUCUGAAGAUAGUUAUCAUUUUAGGAUAACUAUAAAAUUCAUCUUAGUGGUGAGAAAUAUCCACAAGGCAUGAUAUGGGAGGCAAGCUUGUCUACUGUAUAUAUACAGCACAGAAUAUACUUAUAUAUAUAUACACAAGCACAAUGCUCUCAGCCAUGUCCGACUCUUUGUGAUCCCACGGACUGUAACCUGCCAGGCUCCUCUGUCCAUGGGAAUUCUCCAGGCAGGAACACUAGAGUGGGUUGCCAUGCCCUUCUCCAGGGGAUGUCCCCAACCCAGGGAUCAAACCCAGGUCUCUGGCACUGCCAGCAGAGUCUUUACCAUCUAAGCCACCAGGAAGCCCAUAUGUAUGUGUAUGUGUAUAUAUAUAUACAAGGCUCAGCUGGAGUGGAUACCUUGGAAUAUUUAACCACUUUCUCCUUAGCCAGUGGAUUGGCUGCUAUAUACAUACUCAGCUCUCCAGCUGAACCUUGCGUGCUAAGCUGCUUCAGUCGUGUCCAACUCUUUGUGACCCCAUGGACAGUAGCCCACCAGGCCCCUCUGUCCAUGGGGAUUCACCAGUCAAGAAUACCAAAGUGGAUUGCCAUGCCCUCUUCUGGAGGAUCUUCCUGACUCAGGGAUCUGACCCGUGUUUCUUAAGUCGCCUGCAUUGGCAGGUUGGUUCUUCACCACUAGCACCACCUGGGAAGCUGAGCCUUAAGGAAGGGAAAAUGCAUACACGUGCCAGAACUGACCUGGGUUGCACGCCAGGCUCAGUGAUUAGAUGUGCCACACAGUUUAAGCUGCAAACCCCCAGAGACUGUCCAGCUCAGGAAAAUACCAGCCUUUGAGUCAGCUUGGCAUCGUGAAUCACAUAUCUGGGUACCCACCAGGUACAAUUAUAUUCUUAUUUAAAGGUGGCCAAUAUUUGUUCACCAGAUGACAUUAGGAGAAAAGUGUCUUUACGGUCUUGUUCUUUUCAUUAAAAUUUAAGUUCAGAGUUGGGAAAAGUAAACAUCACUUUAAAAAGUGGGAAUAAUUGGCAGCAGUUCUGUUCUUCCCUGAGACUGCUAAUUUUAUCAUUUUAUUCAGCCACCUCCAGAGUGAAGAGUGAACAGAAUCCUGGGUUAGAAACUAGAAGACUUGUAGCCUUUAGCCCUGAAAAGUAUUCGACCACGUGCAUAAAAAUAGAAUAAUAUCUGCCUCUGCUAAACUCACAAGGACGCACUAUGGCAAGCAUGCGGAGGAGAGGAGGAGAGGGUGGUGAAGAAGGAUACAUUCCGGGCAAAUCUUCCUUAAUAGGUGUUUUGAUAGUACAGUCAAAAUAAAACACAUCUCUAUGUAAAAACACAGGCUUUUCUGAGUUACAGCCAUUGUUAACUGAAAGAAUUUAUAUUUUCUGGGCAUGUAAAGAAGUACCCACAAGCAGAUUGGCACCACUGUCUCUCCUGAGAUUUCUAUAAACAAAUCCACCUCUUUAUCCUGUGUAACUGUCAUCUGAAUUCCUCUUGAGUAUUUUAGAUCAGGCCCAGUGUGGCUGGAGACAGCUGUAUUUAUCCAUGAGAGUUGAACUAGGAAUUGUUGGAGGGUGAUACAAGUUACUUGCUUAUUUAAGGUUUGAUGGAGAAAAAUCAGGUGCUUUUGAGACAUUCUAGUGAAUUAAAACAAGGCCUUAAUCUUAGAACUAGAAAUAAUUCUAAAAAAGCUUUGUAGGAAUAAUUAUACAAAGCACCUGCAUUGUAGCUAUUUUUUCCUGGAUGGAAAUAAAAUUAUCUUUUUUCUUACGCUCAACAAAGACACCGUAUUAUAUAUUUUCAUCAAAGCUUUGUAGAUAUUUGUAUUUAAAUUAUGUAUAUGCAUAUGUAUGUGAGAGAAUAUUUUUAUGAUGGAUUUAAGGAAAAAUUGCCUAUGUGAAAUGACAUUCUACAAUAAUGUGUAAUGAUACUUUUCAACUUCCAUUAAUAAGCAUUCAGUAGUGGCAGGUUCACAAUUGAAGAAAACAUAGUUCACUUAUGACAAUGUGAGAUAAUCAGAAGUCUAGGCGCUUGAUUCUUGUUGAGCUGAAAGUAAGUGUGAUUUUAUGCGGUGCUGGAGAGGAAGCACUACGUCAGAUUCAACACUGAAAGAACUGGGAAAAAAUACAAUUAUUUUUUUAUGUAAGUUUAUUGGUAUAGAAUUGUGGUACAUUGUAGAAAACCUUCAUUGUUUUGCUAAACAAAUAAAGGUGGGUAAAUAUUCCUAAAAUUCCUUUAAUUGUAAACAAAUUUCAUGCCUUUGGCAGUAAUAAUCAAGAAUUUUUUUCCAGGAUUUUGAGUAUGUUAGUGUUUUUUCAUCCUAUGAAAGACCAAAUGAUCACACUAGUCUUACUUGUGAAGAUAUUAAAUGAGUGAUAUUUAAGAAAUGUUCCUUUGAAAGAUUUUGAAUGUAGUAUAAUUCCAAGCUUCUCACCACUCUUGCAACUUUCAGUUCAGCAGGAUGUAUAAUUGGGGAUUAUGGAAUUCUAGUCUCUAAACCUACUAUGCUGGGUUUGCAGUUUGGAUUUUAUUUUUGGUUUCUUUGUGUUUUGGCAUUAUUCUCCAAGCUCAUAAUUAUGCUCAUUAAACACUGAAAUAUUUAUAUAAUUUUAAGAUGUUGAAACUAUGCAUAUUUCUCUUCAGA
Messenger RNA from Dama dama (fallow deer), 9636 nucleotides. RefSeq names its product NADPH oxidase 4 (gene NOX4). The record is from RefSeq and is a predicted model, not a curated record. Gene Ontology annotation, cellular component: plasma membrane; NADPH oxidase complex. The transcript has 18 exons. Lineage: Eukaryota; Metazoa; Chordata; Mammalia; Artiodactyla; Cervidae. Gene Ontology annotation, molecular function: superoxide-generating NAD(P)H oxidase activity. The coding region runs from base 48 to 1784 and encodes 578 amino acids. Gene Ontology annotation, biological process: defense response; superoxide anion generation.